This is a messenger RNA of Centropristis striata (black sea bass), 2574 nucleotides long. Its product is annotated as GTPase IMAP family member 8-like. Bases 1 to 2574 code for a protein of 857 amino acids. Gene Ontology annotation, molecular function: GTP binding. The record is from RefSeq and is a predicted model, not a curated record. The transcript is spliced from 6 exons. NCBI's taxonomy places the organism in Eukaryota, Metazoa, Chordata, Actinopteri, Perciformes, Serranidae.
AUGAAAGGAGAAGAGAAUCUAGCAGAGGAUGGGAGCAACACCCUGUCGGAGGUCAGAGCCAUCCUGAUCGGUGGGAGGUGGGCUGGCAAGAGCUCCUCCGGUAACACCAUACUGAGAAAGGAGAGGUUCGAGUGUGGCCGAACCAGAACCGCUCAGUCUGAAGUGAGGCAUGAGGAGGUGGAGGGCAGGAAGCUCAUCGUGGUGGAUGCUCCGGGAUGGAGCAGCUCCCUCUCCCUCACUGAGAUCCCAGAGAGGGACAAGCAACGAUUUAAACUCAACACAUCCAAGUGUCCGCCCGGACCGCAUGUAUUCCUCCUUGUUAUACCGAUAGACUCGGCCUUCUCCGUGGAGAAUAGGAGGACUGUGGAGGAGCACAUGAAGCUCCUGGGGGAGCGGGUUUGGAGGUACACCAUGGUGCUGUUCACCUGCGGUGAUUUCCUCGGGGAGAAGACGAUAGAGCAGCACAUUGAGAGCGAGGGAGACUCACUCAAGUGGUUAAUAGAAAGAUGCCAGUACAGAUACCACGUGAUUAAUAACAAGGAGAAAAGUAACUCCGAUCAGGUGACACUGCUGCUGGAGAAGAUAGAUGAGAUGGUGAGGCACAACAAUGGCAGUCACUACGAGGUAGAUGAACAGACGUUAACAGUCAUUAGAGAGAAGCAACAAGAUGUGGCUGAAAGGGCGGAAAAGAGAAGGAAGAGGGCCGAAGAACAAAGACAACAAAUGAGAACACUGAUUCCAGGUGAAGUAAAAAACCUUCCAAAACUCAACAUGAUUCUCUUGGGAAGCCGAAGUGUUGGGAAAACCUCAGUCGGGAAUGCCAUCAUCGGAAUCAAAGAGCAAGAAGAUGGAAAAAGAACGGCACACUCGGUGGCCCGGCAGAGUUUUGUGGGUAAAACUGAAAUAACUCUUGUUGACACACCAGGUUGGUGGAAAGGCUUCCCUGUGUUUGACACUCCCGAGGCCAUCAAAGAUGAAGUGAUCCGUAGCCCGUUUCUGUGCCCUCCUGGGCCUCACGUCUUCCUGCUGGUAAUAGACGCAGAUGCAUCCUUCAAUGCCAAACACCUGCGUGCAGUGACGACACACGUGGAUCUUCUCGGAGAAGGAGUGUGGAGACGCACAAUUGUAGUUUUCACUAGAGGAGACUGGCUGGGAACACACACCAUCGAGGAGUACAUCGAAGGGGAGGGAGAGGCGUUGCAGUCAUUGGUUGAACAAUGUGGAAACAGAUAUCACGUCUUUGACAACAAGAAUGCAGAUGAUGGUACUCAAAUCACUGAGCUGCUGGAGAAAAUCACUGAGACUGUGGCUGGAAGUGGUUGGGACUAUUUUGUCCCAGAUGAGAAGAUAUUUCAGACCAUUGAGGAGAGAAGGCGAAGAGUGGAGGAAGCAGCAAUACUGAGGCAAAGUCAAGUCAAGGCCAAGAGAAACUCCCUCAGAGAAUCCAGCAAAGACCUACUGGAGAUAACAAUCAUGAUGCUUGGUCAGAAGACCUCUGGAAAGAGUGCAACAGGAAAUAACCUUCUGGGGAAAGAGGUGUUCGCCACCUGCCAGAAUGAGUUCUGUCAGGUAGAGGAGGGCGAAGUUGGUGGAAGACUGGUCACAGUGAUCGACACCCCGGGCUGGCUGAAGGAUCCCUCCCUCUGCACUGAAGAAAUGGACAGAGAAAGAGUCCGAGGUCUGUCACUGAGCCCAAAAGGGGUUCAUGCUGUGUUACUGGUUGUCCCCUUGGACCUGACGUUCAGAGACACUCAGAAGGCCGCCCUGGAGGAACACAUGAACCUCUUUGAUGGCAGCGUCUGGAAACACACCAUGGUUGUGUUCACAUAUGGGGACAAACUAGCAGAUAAAUCCGUAGAAGAGCACAUUGAGAGGGAACACAGCGCUACGCGCUGGUUAAUCGACAAGUGUGAGAACAAAUACCACGUUAUGAACAAUAUGAAGAAAAAUAAUCAGGUCACCGAGCUGUUUGAGAAGAUUGAGGAAAUGAUGGCAGAGAACGGUGACCGGCUCUUCUGCCCCGAGAUGAAUGACAUCUACCUGAGAAUUGAUGAAAAGUUCAGGAGGAGGGAGCUCAAAGAUGUGCUGAAGCAUCGACUGGCGGAGGAGUACAGUAGGAGAGAGCUGGAGCUGAUGACAGGCUUCAGGGAGACCCUCCUCCAGCUGCAAGCUGAGAUCAGGGGAAGUGUGGCGAGCACUAGAUCCAAGUCACUGACCAUUGGUAUUGGUCAGAGGAAGAAAGACGGAAAGGAGAAGGAGGAAAUCAUAGAUUACAAAAUCAACCAGGAAAUUGAAAAGCUGAAUAAGGAAAUAAUGAAAUCCUCAGAACAUCUUCAGGGCAGCAUGGGCUUCCUCAUGCCAGACUUGAAAGGAGAGAAUCCAGCACCAUCUAUCAUCACACAUUUGCCACGCAGGAGACAUUCAACCGGACAAUUUAAUAAAGUUCUCGGUUGGCUGUCCACACUUCAGAUUGGCGCAAAUGUAGAGAACCAGUUGACCUUAAACUUCUCUCAGACGUCAGGAUACAGAUCUGUGCUACCACAAGAUGGCUUCGACUUUGACGAAGAAGAAUAG